CGUACGCCACGCUUAAGGCAAACAUUGUAUUGAACAGUCUCAGCUGGGGGGUGAGCAAGUAUAAAAAGUUUAGUUUUCGUAUUCAACCGUUUUUGCGAAACAUCUAAUUUUAAACUAGGUGAUUACGCAUUAUAUAGUUAUAUAAGCAGAAUAUUUGCGGAUUAUGAAGGCACUCGAAUUGAGUGAUGAUAGUAUAAAAAACAAAAGAAGCAAUGAGACGUGUGAAUAUAAAGUGAGACAUGAAAAUAUGUAAGAAAUAGUUCAUUUGUGAAUAGAUCUUCUAGGAAUUGAAAAUAAAAUCUUUGUUAUCCUAAAAAUCACAAGGCAGUGGUACAACCUUAAUCUUGGAAAGAUUCGAAGAAAAAUAUAAAAUAGCAAAAGAAGUCAUUUUACUACUAUCCAACACUAUUUAAAAUAAUAGUAAAUCGUCAAGAAUUACUUGAACUUUCGCCGUAUAGAGUGAAAACCCUUUAAAAAUAAAAAAACAAAAAGAAAUCGAAAACUAACAGGAUUACUGGACUACUUAUCGGAAUGUUUAUAAUUAAAUAAUACUCACGAAUCUCAAAUAUUGUUAUUGUAGUAGUGAAAUUUCGUUCCUACUUUCCCUAUUGUUGACAAGUUCUCUUUUUCUCGCCUAUAAAUUGAAUAAAACACGUAGCCGGUUUGCGGUUGUUGUUAUUAUUUAUCAAUAAUAUAUUAGCAAUAGUUUUUAAGAAUUUUUUUUAAUUGAAUCAUUAUAUAAUGUCUAAGCCCAUAACAUUCGUUACUGGUAAUGCAAAAAAAUUAGAAGAGUUAAUAGCAAUAUUAGGACCAAAUUUUCCCCGUAAAAUUGUUUCACAGAGGAUUGACUUACCAGAAUUACAAGGUGAGAUUUUAGACAUAGCUGUCAAGAAAUGUAAAAAGGCAGCGUUGUGUGUCAACGGUCCUGUGUUAGUAGAAGAUACAUCUCUCUGUUUUAACGCUCUCAGGGGUUUGCCAGGUCCGUAUAUUAAAUGGUUUCUCGAAAAGUUGGAGCCCGAAGGUUUGCAUAAACUUUUGUCCAGCUGGGAUGAUAAAUCAGCUCAGGCUAUUUGUACACUCGCCUUUGCAGAAAGUCAGCAAUCGGAACCUCAGAUUUUCCAAGGUAUAACGGAGGGCGUUAUUGUCGAGCCGCGUGGAAGCAGAGAUUUCGGUUGGGAUCCAAUUUUCCAACCCAUUGGCUACAAUAUGACUUACGCUGAAAUGCCGAAAGAAGAGAAAAAUAAAAUUUCGCACCGCUUCAGGGCAGUAAAUGCUUUUCAAAAGCAUUUCAUAGGCGAUUAGUGUAUAAGCUCAAAAUGUAUCGGCUGUUAUUGAUUAUGUCCACUAAAAAGUAUUUAUUUAACAUUUAGUAGUAAAUAUUAAAAUUGAUAC
Molecule: messenger RNA, 1392 nt
Organism: Glossina fuscipes
Lineage: Eukaryota; Metazoa; Arthropoda; Insecta; Diptera; Glossinidae
Product: inosine triphosphate pyrophosphatase
Exons: 2
Coding region: 742-1302 (186 amino acids)
Biological process (GO): nucleoside triphosphate catabolic process
Cellular component (GO): cytoplasm
Molecular function (GO): nucleoside triphosphate diphosphatase activity
Source: RefSeq, a predicted model, not a curated record